CUGGUAUGCCCGGAUCCCAAGGACACAAGGGUUUCCGAGGAUUCCGAGGUAAACGAGGUGAACAAGGUCUUUCUGGUGAAACUGGACCCGUCGGAAGCCCUGGUGCUCCCGGUGCCAAUGGACCACAAGGACCCCGAGGUCCACCCGGAGGACGAGGACAAGAUGGUCUCCCUGGUCCCCAAGGUCUUAGAGGUGUUGAUGGUUUAGCUGGUCAACCUGGUCCAAGUGGACCCGUCGGACAACCUGGUCCACCUGGUAUCCCCGGACAACCUGGUAUUAAGGGAGCUGCUGGUUCAAGCGGACCUAAAGGAGGAUUCGGUCCACAAGGAGCUCGUGGUGAACCUGGAACACCCGGACCUGAUGGAGAACCUGGUGCACACGGACAACCUGGUAUGAAUGGUGCUGAUGGUGAGAAGGGAUCUACUGGUGAUCCUGGAGCUUCUGGUGCCCCCGGAUUCCCCGGACCUCGAGGUCCACCCGGUCUUACUGGUAGCCCUGGAUCUGUCGGAGCCAAAGGAUCUGCUGGAGAAGGUGGUCAAAACGGUUACAAGGGAGAACAAGGUACAAAGGGUAUUCCUGGAUCAACUGGUGAACGAGGACGACCUGGACCAGCUGGAAUCCAAGGAAAGAGAGGAGAACGUGGAUCUCAAGGCCCACCUGGACCAACUGGAUUAGAAGGAGAACGAGGUUUAAGCGGUGGACGAGGUAUUCCCGGAUCUCCUGGAUCCCCCGGAGCCAAAGGAGAAGAUGGACAACCAGGUAGCCGAGGAUCUCGAGGUGAAUCCGGAUCCAUGGGUGAAGCCGGACGACCUGGACCACCAGGAGCCCCAGGAGAAGCUGGUGCUCCCGGACCACCAGGACCUGAUGGUAAAUCUGGAGCUACAGGACCUGCUGGUCCUCCCGGUAACGAUGGACGACCUGGUGAGAUGGGACCUCCUGGACAAACUGGUCCACCCGGAGCUCAAGGUCCACAAGGAGCUGCUGGAGAACGAGGAUCCCAAGGUAAAAGUGGUAGCCCCGGUAUUCAAGGAGAACGAGGUGCACCUGGUGAUGCUGGAUCUACCGGUGAAAUGGGACCCCAAGGUGCUCCCGGACCUGAGGGAGAACAAGGAGAACGUGGUCCAGUCGGUCCUGAUGGUCCCAACGGAUUCCAGGGACCUCCUGGAUUACCUGGUAACCCUGGUACUGCUGGAACUGAUGGUGAACCUGGUGUUCCCGGACCUCCUGGUCCACCUGGUAAAAAUGGUUACCGAGGUGAGCGUGGUUUCCCUGGAGCUCGAGGUGAACCUGGAGCAGAAGGAGAAGCUGGUCUUGCUGGUUUAGAUGGUCCACCAGGACCUGAUGGUAACCGAGGUCCACCCGGAGAAAACGGUAUCAAAGGAGAAGGUGGCCCACAAGGAGCUGUUGGUUUACGUGGCCCCCGAGGACCCGUCGGACCCCCUGGUACAAGUGGUGAUUUGGGUGAUGUUGGUAACAAUGGUGCUGAUGGUGCUCCCGGACGUCCUGGACCUCCCGGUAACCGAGGUCCACCCGGGCCUAUUGGUCUUGCUGGACCACCAGCUGCUAAAGGAGCUGCAGGUGACGCUGGAUCAAGAGGAGAAUCUGGACCCCCUGGUGCUUCUGGAGAACGUGGUGUUGCUGGACCUCAAGGUGAACAAGGAUACCCCGGUCUUCCCGGAGCUGCUGGACCUAACGGUAUGAAGGGAGAACGAGGUGCCCCAGGAUCUAAGGGAGAAACCGGAGAUGCUGGAGCAGCUGGUGAACCAGGAGCAGCUGGACCUUCUGGUGUACGAGGUAUUGCUGGUCGACAAGGAGCCCGUGGUGAUGCUGGAGCUGAUGGUAUUCCUGGAGAACCGGGUAAUCCCGGAGCUCUUGGUGCCCCUGGUCGUGCCGGACAACAAGGUCUUCCCGGACCAUCCGGACCUCCCGGAAUUCCUGGAAUCAAGGGAUCUCGAGGUGGAACUGGAUCACCUGGUCAACCUGGAAGCAAUGGUGCCCGAGGACAACCCGGUCUCCCUGGAAACAAAGGUGUCAGAGGUGAAGAAGGUACCCCUGGAACUGUUGGACCAACUGGUGCCCCCGGACCAAGUGGUGAACGUGGUGAGCCUGGACAACCCGGUGUUGGUGGUGAACGAGGUCCAACUGGAUCUCCCGGAGCCACUGGACCACGAGGAGAAGCUGGAAGACGAGGUCGAAACGGUCUUCCCGGACCUUCUGGACCUGUUGGUAACCCUGGUAAUCCUGGUAUGGUUGGUGAAUCUGGACCUACUGGACCACCCGGUAAUGAUGGUACCCCUGGAACUUCUGGACGACCUGGUGAGAAGGGACCCGAUGGUGAAGUUGGUUUAGUUGGAGGACCAGGUCUUCCUGGAUUACCUGGACCACCCGGAUCUGCUGGUGCCACCGGACCAAGUGGAGAACCUGGAUUAAGAGGAGAAGUUGGACCCGUAGGACGAGUAGGACGUGCUGGACAACGAGGACCUCCUGGUGUACAAGGUAUUCAAGGACCCGAAGGAUCAGUUGGUGAUGCUGGACCAACAGGAGAUAAGGGAGACCCAGGAUUUGCUGGUAUGCCCGGUCUUCCAGGACCUCAGGGUCCAAUUGGUGAUCUUGGUCUUCCAGGUCCACCCGGACCUCAAGGCAACAGAGGAUCCGAGGGAAAGAGAGGUAGUAUGGGUAUUGAUGGUUCUCCAGGUCAAGAAGGUCCAAUCGGUCAACCCGGUCCCAGAGGUCGACCAGGAGAAGACGGAAGACGCGGUUCAAGUGGUCCAGUUGGCCCACGUGGUCCACCCGGCCCCCCUGGACGAAGUGUCUACUCUAACGCCAUUUCUGGUUUCUUCCAAAGUGAGGUAAAAGGCGAUCCUUACCAGGCUGACGCAGCAGAUGAAAUUGACCAAGAGACCAAGAAAGCCCUUAAACUUAUGGAGAAAGUCAAAGAAGAAAUUUCCAAGAUUGAAACCCCAACUGGUGAGAAAGAUUCUCCAGCUAUCAACUGCAGAGAUCUUCAUUUGGCUCAACCUCAUCUCGAAGAUGGCCACUACUUUGUUGAUCCUAAUGGUGGUGGAAUCGGUGAUGCUCUUAAAGUCUACUGCACAUUCAGCAAAAACGAAACCUGUAUCCCAGCUUACAAAGAAAAAUUCCCCAAGAAAUCAUGGUUUGAUACCUUUGGAGGUAGACAAUCCUUUGCCGAUGUUGCUGGACAAGGAAGCGAAGAUGAUGCUAGAUUCGUUUAUGCUAAACAUGAUUCCAUUUUCAACUUCUUCCGAAAACACCACAAUAGAGCUCGACAAGAAAUCACCAUUAAGUGUAAAAAUACCAACAUCGUUUACGAUAAAGCAUCAGGCAACUAUGAACAUGCCGUUGAUUUAUUAAGUGAUGAUUUUGAAAUCAUGUCACCAGAUGGUAAAAAGGGCUUUAAAUACCGAGUCAGAGAAGACGGAUGUAGGGUUAAGGAUGGCACAUGGAAGAAAUCUGUGAUAGCUGUAGUAACAAAAAAUAAUCGUAUGUCAAGAUUACCAAUUCGAGAUAUAGGUCUAUAUGAUGUGGGUGGAGCUAACCAAGAACUGGCUGUAGAGCUUGGACCAGUAUGCUUCAGUUGAGCAAACACAUAAAAACUCUUUCUUCAUUCAUUAGACAAUUUAUUUCAAUUUUUUUAAUCUUCAAUAGGAAAAAUUACUUUAAAAAUCGCCGAAUCAUAUUUGUAAGUGUUAUAUGUUCAUAUUUAUGUUUUUUGAGAUUCAAACCGGAAAAAUUAAAUUGAUAAAGAUCUUCAUUUUAUAUGGACCAAUCCAAGCUUGAUGGCCUCGUGGCGGAUAUAUUGGUUCGAGUCACUUUCAGUGACCCAUGAGUCAAACUCAAUCUUGACUCUUAAGGACUCAUGUGUCAAAUAUCGAUGACUCAAGACGACUGUGAUGUUUACAGCUCUAUUACUGCCAUAAUGAAUCAUACUGUGUUAUAAACGCUAUCAUAUUAGAUGAAAAUAUUUGGAUAUUUUGUUAUUCUGUAAAUAAAAGUGAUAAAGUAAGCAUUUCAUUGCUACCUCCGCCUAUCAGAUCCGUCCAUCUGCCAGUUUUCACUAAACUCAAAUAAAAAAGACCAAAAAAUCUA
Messenger RNA from Lottia gigantea (owl limpet), 4107 nucleotides. RefSeq lists its product as hypothetical. Bases 6 to 3599 code for a protein of 1197 amino acids. The record is from RefSeq and is a predicted model, not a curated record. The transcript has 38 exons. Gene Ontology annotation, molecular function: extracellular matrix structural constituent. Lineage: Eukaryota; Metazoa; Mollusca; Gastropoda; Lottiidae.